ACGAUACAGCACUAGCCUCGAGUACCUUACUGCUUUUAUAAAACGGUUACCACACAAUACAAAUAUUAAAGCCAAAAAUAUGUAUCAAUGAAACUUUCAUGAAGUAAACUUUCACUAAAAGCCUUCCGCCGGAAAGAAUAGUCCCUGACUGUGAACAGCAACAGAAAUUACAUUAUUAUGCCAUUAGAUGGCGGCAAAGACUGUCUUUAUGAGUGUGUCAGUCAGUAGCGAAGACUUUUACAUUGAAAAGAAUGAAUUGUUGUGAACACGGAACAAGACACAACUGACAAAUGCUUUGACUAGCACUGUCAGUCACGGGAAAACCCCUUAAAUGUUAAAUGGACAAAACAGAUAAUGCAUCAGACAUUUAAACAGAUUUUUUAUUAUGAACAUAGGACUGACCUGAAGGAAAAUGCUAAAUCUGAAUGCAGGUAAUAAACUCGCUCAAUCGAACUCUUUCUCACAAUACUCUUCUACAUAAUACAGUAAGCUUCAAUGAACAAUACAUAGGAACAAUAUCAAUUGAGAACAUACAGUUAAUGUUGCUAAGAGUGGUUGCUAAGGGUGUUGUGUAGUGAUACACAGAACGGUUAAGUGAAGCAGCCAUAGCCAUGUUUUAUCGUGAAUAAAACACAGCUAUUGACCAAUCAGAAUUAAGGACAGGAACUAACCGUUUUAUAAAGAUACAUAUAUAUUAAAAAAAAAUGAAUUAACCUAAAUUGUUUUUAAUGUUAUUUAAAUUAAAUAAUAUUUACAUUAAAUUAAACUAUUUUUUUUAAAUAAUUUAUAUGGAAUAAAAAACAAUAUAAAAUUAAAUGUUAUUACAUUAUAUUUAAAUAAUUCAGUGAAUUGUUUGUUACUAUUAUUUGAAAUGUAUUUGUAAAAUGUAUGUAAAAUGGGUGGUAGCGUAUUCUUGUUGCCAUUUUAAUAGAUAUUGAUAACUAAUGAAAAACAGAUUUGUCUUUGAAAAACCAUCUUUAAACAAAGGGUAAAAAAAGUCUUCCACUGUAGAUUUAAGUUUUAUGUUUUUUUGUUUUUUUUUCCCCAAACCAAGUUGUUUGAAACCAUCCAGCUGUCCCCUCAUUCCUCUUGAGAGGCAGUUUUUUUUUUUUUUUUUUUUUUUUUUUUUUGAUAGUACAGAUGCUUAACAGGAGAUAAAUGAAGAUGAGGGCAGCCUCUGUAGUUGAGGGCAUGUUCAUGAAACUGAGAAGUGUCCUUCGCACUAAGAACACAAUGCGAUUUUUGGCUAAAGUGAGAGAACUGGAGGAAAAAUGCCGGACACAGAGUGAGCAGUUUAACCUGCUGUCAAAAGAGUUGGAGAAGUUCAGGUUGCAGGCUGGGAAGUUAGACAUUCUGAGCAGCAGUCAGCUCACUGGGAGCGACUCGCCCGGUUCACCCACCAAACCCCUCACCCUCUCCCAGCUCCUCAACGGCCUCACUGCCCCCUCCGGGAAAGGUAAUGAGGAUUCGAUGAGUAAGAUCUCAGAGCUCAUUCGGCCUCUGCAGAUGACUGAAGGGGAGAAGGUAGAGCUCCUGUCUGUCAAACCCACCUUCCUGUCACGCAGCACACCCUCCAGCCCACGGCGGGCCUUCCUCUCAGAGGUGCGGCCUGUCAUCGCCACUGCUAUGGACAAAGAGAUCGGCUCGUCCCCCAGGUCUAAGUCCAGAUACACAGGCAAAGUGCGACUGUGUGUUGCCCGCUACAAUUAUAACCCUUACGAUGGCCCCAAUGAGCAUCCUGAAGCAGAGCUCCCCCUGGUGGCUGGGAAGUACCUAUAUGUUUAUGGGACCAUGGAUGAGGACGGCUUCUAUGAGGGGGAGUUGUUGGAUGGACAACAGGGUCUCGUUCCCUCCAACUUUGUGGACUUUGUCCAGGAUGAGGAGCUUCCCUCGAUUCCUCUCUUGGACCGCAUCAAGGAACCGUCCUACCUCAACCACAGCCCCACCUCCAUGCCGAGCAGCGCCGUGAGCACCCUCAGCACGCUGCUCUCAGAGAGGCUGGAUGCCCUGGGCUCGGGUACCGGGACGGGCACCAGCAGCAGCAGUGGGGUGAGCAGCUUGGGCAUGAGCAUGGGGUUGGGCAUGGACUUUCUGGGACCCUGCAGCAACGGCACAGGCACGCUGGACGUGAACAUCGAUGAGAUCGGAGAAGACAUCGUGCCUUACCCCCGCCGCAUUACCUUGAUCAAGCAGCUGGCCAAGAGUGUCAUCAUAAGCUGGGACCCUCCGGUGGUUUUACCUGGGUGGACGCCCAUCAGCGGCUACAAUGUGCUGGUGGAUCAGGAGGUGCGCAUGAGCGUGCCCUUCGGCGGUCGCACCAAGUCUUUGAUUGAGAAGCUGAACCUGGCCUCCUGUACUCAUCGCAUCUCCAUCCAGAGCAUGACGGAGCGGGGGCUCUCCGAUCCGCUGCGCUGCACACUGCUGGUGGGGAAAGAUGUGGUGGUGGCACCCUAUUACCUUCGUGUUGAGAACAUCACACAAGUAUCGGCUGACCUCACCUGGAUGCCGAGCAACAGUAACUACAGCCACAUGAUCUUCCUGAAUGAUGUGGAGUAUGAUGUAGUGAAGCCUGGAGGGUACAAAUACCACUUCUACAACCUGAAGCCAAUGACGGUGUAUAAGAUACGGGUGGUGGCCCGGCCCCAUCAGAUGCCCUGGCAGCUUCCCCUUGAGCAGAGGGAGAAGAAGGAGGUCUCAGUGGAGUUCUGCACACAGCCAGCCGCUUGCCAUGCGUUUUUGCAAAAACGUGAAGUUGAUACUUCAAGAUUGAAUUGCUUCAAUGGUCCUCCUUUACCUCCUCAGGAUGUGCAAGUUCAGUUGGGACAGACACCUGGAGUCUUGCAAAUCCGGUGGAAGCCCCCUCCCCUAACUCCUACCGGCACUUCCAAUGGAGCCAGUGUAAUCGGCUACAUAGUCUGCACUAAAGGUCAAAAGAUAGCAGAGAUAAUGUACCCCACAGCAGAUUUUGUUACAGUAGAACUGAAUCGUAUCCAGUGUCUGGAAGCACGGGAGGUCGUAGUGAGGACAAUAUCAGCACAAGGAGAGUCGCAAGACUCUCCCGUUGCCGCCAUUCCGCACAGCCUCCUGGUGCCUCACCUCCAUGGACACCCUCACCCUCAGACUCACCCACCUCCCUACCCUCAAGCCUACCCCCCAACCCAUCCGCAACCGCACGUACAACCUCACACCGUCCCACCACCCCACCCUCACCCUCAUCCCCCACCCUCGCAUCCCCACCCCUCGCCCUCCCUGUAUAAACCCAAACUCCUACCAAGUGCCAGAGACCCCCAUGCCAAAGAGCCAGAGAUGAGCAGGCGACCGGGACAGUCCUGGGAGCCGCAUCCCCGAGUCCCGUCACCCCUACCACCCCCUUCGCACCCGGGGCACACGCUGGAGCCCCCUCACGUAGAGGGCCGGCGCUCGCCAUCCCCUCAGAGGAUCUUGCCUCAACCUCAGGGAGUGCCCAUUCCUAACACAGUGGCUCGUGCUAUGGCCCGCCAGGCAGCGCAGAGGAGCGCCCCAAACAGCAGGGUGGAGAGGAGGAACAUCUUCAGUGAGAAGGGUAACGCUUCACACUCAUUAAACUCAGAUGAGGAAGAGGACGGGUAUGAUUCCCCCCACGCCAGGCGAAGAGGAGCUUCUGUGGAUGAGUUUCUCAGAGGUUCUGAGUUGGGCAGACACCAUCAUCAAUACAGCCACAGUGAGGAGUACUACACUGAGAGCAGUCGGGGCUCCGAUCUGUCUGAUAUCAUGGAGGAGGAUGAGGAGGAGCUCUACUCGGAGAUGCAGCUGGAAGAAGGCCGCCGCCGCAGCAUCAACUCACACAACACGCUUAAGGCGUAUUACAGGCGUCAGGACCUAGCGGUGGAGCGAGACAGUUGGGACUUGCAGCGGGAGGUGGUACGACAGCGCUCCUUGCGCUCCCACAAGCGGCUCCACAGUAUCCCGGAAGUUGCCGAGGAGGAUCCGGACACUGGGGUGGAGGUCAUGGGUCAGCGGCUGCGUUUCGAGGAGGCUCGUCCGGGCACUCCAUGCAGGAGCCCGAGGCCAUACCACCAGGACUCGCGGCAAUCGAACCACCUCUCCCCAAGUAAGUGCAUCCGCAGGCUGCAGAGGCAGCGCUCCUCUCCACGCUACACCUCAAUAGAGGAGCGGCCGCAGUGCUGGAGCAGCAGCAGUAGCAGGCAGACCACUAAGAGUCCGGACAGUGGACUAGACUGCGGGAGCGAGGAGGAGGGUUCGCUUGGUUACCGUGGAGGCUACCACUCAUACACAGGGGGCAGCCCGCUGCGAGUGGGUUCUGGCCCCAACAUGCGGGUGAUUCACAGCGAAGGGCCAGUGGAGCGCCGUGCUCUGGCUGCCGGCAGGAAAAGGACACUGACCCGCCAGUGCAGUGUGGAGGAGGACUUCCUGGAUGCCAUUCCAGAGACAAGGAGCAUGCGGGAGUCGUACCACCAUUACCACUAUCAUCCGCACCAUCACCAUCCCCAACGCAGAUUCCGGAGCGAGGGCAGGCUGAGCGAGGUUGGCAGGACCUAUCACAGGGACAUUAGGGCCUACUCUGUGGCCAGACUCAACAGGGCAAUGGAUGAACCCCUGAUUUUAGGGAGCUCUCCCUCAACGGGACGCUCGGAUCGACUGGACCAUUCCGGCCGUAGGAUGAGUCAUGGCUGUCCACCCGCUCAGAGAAGGCCAAUGACAGUCCCUUCCAUUGAGAUCACCGUGGAGAAUAACAGUGAGGGGAGUGAGGGGAACCUCUCACCUAUCAAGGACGAUGUUUACUAUACCAAUGUAGCCCACCGCAGGAAAUGGCCCCCACAGCGAACUGAACACCGAUAUGAUGGUUAUGGAGGACGGGAACGGCGGUCUCCAGACUACUAUGAGGAGUCGGAGCCAGAGGACUCCCGAAUUUUUGUGGCCAUGUUUGACUAUGACCCCCUGUCAAUGUCUCCCAACCCUGAUGCUGCUGUAGAGGAACUUCCCUUCAAGGAGGGCCAGAUCAUAAAGGUGUUUGGAGAGAAGGACACAGAUGGAUUCUAUAGAGCAGAGGUCUGUGGCCGCAGGGGGCUCAUCCCCUGUAACAUGGUCUCCGAGAUCCAGACGGAUGAUGAUGAAAUGAUGGACCAGCUGCUCAAACAGGGGUUUCUUCCUCUCAACACGCCCAUUGAGAAAAUAGUGAACUGUAAUAGGUUCAAAGAUGGCCGUUCAAUUAAUCGCAGGUCCCGGAAAUCCAAGAGAGAGAGGAACAAAAGAAGUGGAAGGCAGCACCCGGUGUCGACGCGGAGGAUGGUGGCCCUAUAUGACUAUGAUCCCAGAGAGAGCUCUCCUAAUGUGGAUGUGGAGGCCCACUAUGGGGGCAGCUUGCAGAGUGAGGAGGCUGAACUGACGUUUUGUGCAGGUGAUGUGAUCACAGUGUUUGGAGAGAUCGAUGAGGAUGGCUUUUAUUAUGGGGAGCUCAAUGGACACAAGGGUCUGGUCCCCUCCAACUUUCUUGAAGAAGUGCCUGAUGACGUGGAGGUUUACCUCACCAACACCCCGAGCCGUCACCCCCAGGACCACCCGUCCCGGACAAAGAGCAAAAGGGUUCCCGUGGAAAAAGCGGGCCCUCCCAGAAGAAGUGCCACCCCCACAGUGCGCCCACACAUCCCGGGGUCCGGCCCCGCAGCCCAGGGGCCCGGCAGUCCCGUCCGGCGCCCCCGAGCUGACUCUAAGAAAAAAGGACUGCUCUCCAAAGGAAAGAAUCUAUUGAAAAGGCUUGGUGCUGUCAAAUAGUUUCACAUACAGUAACCCUUCCUUGCAGCAGCCGGGUUAAGGAAAAAAAAAAGUUGGAAUUAUUAGAGAAAGUGGGAGAAAGAAAAUAACACUUCUCCCAUCUUCUGGUUCUGUAAUCACAUAGAUUGGGCAUGGAAAAGAGAAAGGGAAAUGGUGGAAACUAGGGCUUUCAUGACCACGACUUCAGCUUUAUUCUAUUGAAACUGUAACUGCAAUUGAAAAGCCCUGUUUGCCCGUGUUUAAUUCUUAAAAGCACAGAAAUGCUCACUAACGUGAGUUACUAUGAUGUCUCGUCUUAAAUAUACAGUACAAGGUAUAAUAAAAUAUGAUCUAUGUUUAUUAAAUUAGAAUAAUAUUUUAUUUUAUUAAUUUUAAGGGAUAUUUAAUUAUUUUAUUAUUGUUAUUAUUAAUAAUUAUAUAAUAACAUUAUUAGUAUUAUUAUUAAAUAAAAAUAUAAAUAUGCCUUAAAUGUAAUAAAAUUAAACAUUCAUUUAAUAUAACAAAUAUUUAUUAUUAUAAAACUAUUUCAGCACAUUUCAGAUCAUCUAGACCUCCUUUUCUAUGAGAAAGAUAACCUAGCACAAUUUUUUUUAGGAGUUAGCACAAAUAUGAAAUGUGGGAUUUGCAGUGACUAAACACUGCUUUUAUUAGUACAAAUACCAUAAGGGAGCGAAAAAAAUGUUCUGCCACUUUUGACUGGAUUGUUUUAGCACUAAAAGGUCAUGAAACUCCUAGUGGAGCCUUGUCAUAUUUGCCUUAUUCAAUGCACAAUGGUUUGUGUUGUGUCCAGUCAGUUGGGUGAGAUUCGUCUGUCUGUGUCAUGUGCGGUCAUGUAGAUGUUUUCCUUCUCAUGAAAAAAGCAGUGUAUUUCAAAUCUGUGUGACCAAGUGUUGUGUUGUUUUUUGCAAUGCGUGUCAAAAGUAAGGAGGAAGGGACUCUAACCUUGUUCAAACACUUUGGAAAGAACAAAUGUCUGUUUAAAUGGUUCAUAAAUCCAUUCGCGUGUAAAUUGUGUGACUGAAUGCAACAAUUUACUUAAGAAUGUUUUUAUAUACGAUUUACACAGAAGUUCUGUAUGUUUUCACAAACAAGGCCCUUAAUUUAUGCUUAUUUAGCACAACUUAUUCAUAAUUUUACAUAAAUCACUUUGGUUUUGGGCUCACUGAUGCCUCUCCCAGCAUUCAAACCAUUUCAAAAAAAUGAUGCACAUAUUCUGUACUUGAUAAGGAUGAAGGAAAUGAGCAAUUGUGAAUGUAUGGCCAAGGAAAAUCAGUUUCCAAUAUGUGAUCCGUUUGAUCCAGUCUGUACUGUAUUUGUUCUCCAUACAUUAUUCAUCUUUUUUUUUUUUUUUGGUCAUUUCACCACUACAUUUUUCCCUGAACAAACAUGCUAAAGUAGGUUUGCAAGGAUUGACCGAGACUGCCAAAUAAAAAUAUAUAAUAAUAAUAAAAAAACAGGAAUGUAUGAGGAACAUUCUGUAUAUCUUGUACAAUUUACAGCCAAAUUCCAGGCAUUUUAAUUCAUCAGAAUAACUGUAUAUUUUUUUUUGCCGAGUCAUUAUCAUAAGAUAUGUUACAAAACAUCGCUUCUACAUGUUUGAGUGACUGCUGCUCUUUUUGUACUUUUGUCCAUUUGUACAUUCUUUUUAAAUGUUUAUACUUGCUUUUCAGACUGCCUUUUUUGUACAUUAAACUUUAUAAUCUGACAGUGCAAGCUAUCCUCAUGGUGUCUUCAAACCAUAAUGUUUUAAAGUCUGCAAUUGUGUGCUAGCUUUAUGAAAAAGAAUUAUAAGCCUAUAUUGAUGGUUAUCAAAUAUUGUGUGAGUGUGCAUGUGCAGUUUUAUAUAAAAAUAAAUUUGAUAUUUUAUACA
This is a messenger RNA of Ctenopharyngodon idella (grass carp), 7642 nucleotides long. It is a transcript of the gene rimbp2b, whose product is annotated as RIMS binding protein 2b. Lineage: Eukaryota; Metazoa; Chordata; Actinopteri; Cypriniformes; Xenocyprididae. Bases 1159 to 5772 code for a protein of 1537 amino acids. Gene Ontology annotation, molecular function: protein binding. Gene Ontology annotation, biological process: neuromuscular synaptic transmission. The transcript has 23 exons. The record is from RefSeq and is a predicted model, not a curated record.